AAAAUAGUUUUAGAUCCAUUUGACACGAUGAGUGAAGAAGACUUGGUUGAGUGGUCUCUGAGAAACACCAUGGCAUUGUCACCUAUGAGUUUCUUGGAACAUGCUUCCACUGUCUAUGGAGACAACCUCGCCAUCGUCUUCGAUCAUAAUGUCAGAUUUUCUUGGCGACAAACCCAUCACAGAUGCCUCAAACUUGCUUCUGCUAUGGUUAACUUUGGUCUUUCUCACAACGAUAAUGUUGCAGCUUUGGCACCAAAUAUUCCAGCACUGUACGAGCUUCAUUUUGGUGUUCCUAUGGCAGGGGGUGUUCUUUCUGCGCUGAAUACUCAAUUGGAUGUGACAGUAUUGGCUCUGAUAUUGGAACAAUUAGAGCCAUGCAAAAUCAUGUUUGUGGACUACCAGUUAAUUGAUUCUGCCCUCAAGGUGUUUGAAAUUCUCUCCCAAAGAAAAUGCAAGCUACCCCAUAUUGUUCUAAUACCACGUUAUGACCAAGAACCAUCUUUCUCAGCGAAUGAUAUCCCCCCAGGUACAUUAAACUACAAUGAACUUCUUGCAACUGGAAAAAAUGAUUUUGAGCCUUUAAAACCAAGCAAUGAAUGCAAUCCCAUAUCAGUGAACUACACCUCAGGCACCACAGGGAUCCUUCCAAAAGGGGUUGUUUAUAGCCAUAAAGGUGCUUGUGUUAAUUCACUUGCAGCAAUUGCUCGUUUUGAGAUGAAACAAAUGGCAGUGUUCCUAUGGACAGUUGACAUGUUUCGUUGCAAUGGAUGGUGCUUUCCAUGGGUCAUGCCUCUUAUUGGUGGCACCAAUAUUUGCUUAAGGAAUGUCUCAGCAAAAGGUAUAUUUGAUGCAAUUCACCGUUACAAGGUAACUCAUUUUUGUGGUGCACCUACCCUUUUGGACAUGAUUGCAAAUGCAUCACCUGGUGACCGGAGGCCUCUGCCUCAUAGGGUGAAUGUCACAGUUGCUGGUGUGCUACCACCUAGCCAUGUUCUUAACAAGGUGUCACAGCUUGGAUUUGAUGUGAACAUAGGAUAUGGUAUGACAGAGACUUAUGGUCCUUUCAUUGUAAGACCAUGGAACCCCACUUCAGAUGGUGAACAUACAAAACUGAAUUAUGGUAUGUCAGAGGUUAUGCAGAAUGUUGAUGUGAAGGAUCCAAAGACUAAUGAAAGUACUCCUCCUGAUGGGAAAACCAUAGGUGAAAUUGUGUUCAAAGGGGAAGCUUUGAUGAUGGGGUACCUUAAAAAUCCACAAGCAACUGAAGAGGCUAUUAGGGAUGGAUGGUAUAUGACUGGGGACCUUGGUGUUAGACAACCAAAUGGUUCAAUCACAGUGAAGGAUAGAGCAAAGGAUAUGAUGUAUUGUGAGGGAGAAGCUGUGAGCUCAAUAGAGGUGGAAGCAGUGCUGUUGAAUCAUCCAAAGGUUUUGAAAGCUGCUGUUGUGGGGAGAUGUGAUGAAUAUUUGGUGGAAUCACCAUUUGCAGUUGUUGAAUUGAGAGAGGGAUGCAGUGCCACUGUUGAAGAAAUCAUCAAGUUCUGUGAAGAUCAUUUGGCUAGUCAUAUGGUUCCAAGGAGUGUGGUAUUUGGAGAUUUACCUGUUAAUUCAACUGGGAAGGUUCAGAAAUUUCGCAUCAGGGAGAAGAUCAAAACCGAGAGUGGUGUUACUCAAUGAAAGAGGAUGUGCUUUGUUUGAUUAUAAAUAAAGAGUUGAGUGAAAAUUGACAAAUGUUAUAAUCUAUUAAUUUGAUCUCGUUUGUUGCUUAUUCCAGAUACAUUAUUACUAAGAAGGUUUAGUAGCUUGUGAAUCGUUGUAAGUUUUAUGUUCAAUUCUUACACAGGAUAAAAAGAAAAAACGAAGGUUUUAUUUUAU
Molecule: messenger RNA, 1872 nt
Organism: Vigna unguiculata (cowpea)
Lineage: Eukaryota; Viridiplantae; Streptophyta; Magnoliopsida; Fabales; Fabaceae
Product: butanoate--CoA ligase AAE1-like
Source: RefSeq, a predicted model, not a curated record